Messenger RNA from Conger conger (European conger), 3451 nucleotides. Its product is annotated as ataxin-1. The record is from RefSeq and is a predicted model, not a curated record. The transcript is spliced from 3 exons. Gene Ontology annotation, cellular component: nucleus. Gene Ontology annotation, biological process: nervous system development; negative regulation of transcription by RNA polymerase II. The coding region runs from base 429 to 2309 and encodes 626 amino acids. Lineage: Eukaryota; Metazoa; Chordata; Actinopteri; Anguilliformes; Congridae. Gene Ontology annotation, molecular function: RNA binding; protein binding.
GAAUGCAGUCACUGAGGGUAAGAGAUAUGAAGAGCUGCUAGAGAAAGGAGAGCGAGAAAGAGAGAGAGAGAGACACAGUGAGAGAGAGCAAGUGAGAGAGGGAGCGAGAGAGAGAACUGUCACGGAGGGUGAGAGGAGAGAAGGAGAGAGAGGGGGAGUGAAAGAGACUCACAGAAGCUAACUGUAUCAAAGCUGGAUGGUCUUAUUUGCACUGCUGUUGCCUGUACCAAUGAAGAGAUACUUCUUCACUCACCACAGGAAGAUAGUUAGUGAGGUGAGAGGCUGUUUAGAGGGAGACGCCCACUGAUGCGCCAGUGAUGCUGUGCCAAAGAACAAGCCCUUCGCCAGACCCUUCUUUCACCCAAAAGGCCCAUGUGACCUAGUGCGACCACACCCGGGGGAGCGCAGGCGUCUGCCGGGACACGCAGAUGAGUUCUGCUCCGGACCGCGCCAAAGAAUGUCUCCCUCCCAAGAAGAGGGAGUCCAGGCAGGGCUCGUCUGAGCGGCCCCCCGCCGAUGACUUCAAGCCGCCCGCCCCCCUCAGGACCCGGCCCGGGGGAAGGCAGCCGGAGGGCAAGGAGCUGGGCGAUGGGCCACCCCCCAUUCCACGCUACGGCAGGGACCUCCUCCCUCCACCGCCCCUGCCACCGCCUCUCCCGACCCACAAGUUUGCCCUGCCCUGGCCCCUGUCUUAUCCACCGCCAACACCAGGCCCCUUCUCCAGCCAGAUGGGGGAAAGGUGCAGUCCAAGUUCACCUGCAUGGAGAGACCAGUGUGCCAGGGGUGUGGACCCUGCCGACCAGGCCACCCCCCACCACUCCCGGUGGCAGCGCGGAGAGGCGUCUCACAGCCCCUACAAGAGCCACUUCCCCACUGACUCCCGGGAAAUGUGGAGCUACUACAAUCCAGGAAAGCACAACUUCAGCCCCUCCCUCUUCCCCCACACCCACCUCUUCCCCCAGCCGCCGCUGUACCCAAAGGAGCCCCCAGACCCGAGGAGGAGCUACCCGACUAAGAGGCCCAACGGCUUCGACAGGAUGGACGGCCGGCACCUGCCUCCUGGGCGGCUGCCAUCGGCUGCGGAGGACUACCUGUAUGACACCAAGGUAAAACAGAGCACUUCCUCUCACACUAACGGGAAGAGGAGAUACCAGGAUGAGCGGUUGAUGAGCGGGGCUGCAUUAAAAGACAGCCACGGGCUGGAGGGCCCCAGCACACAUUCCUCCCAGCAGGAUAAGGGUCCUCGGGCCGCACUCAAAGCUCCCAGCACCUCUGACGCACGGACCUUCAAAGUUCCACUGGAUGCCCUGAGCAUGGCGGGUUCUCCUGGGGAGGCUCAUAUCUAUUAUGCACUGGGGCCUAUGUACUCUGGCCUGCAGCAGCCACCGCUAGCAUAUCCACUGUACAGUGCCCACAACCAGGCCCCUGUUCUCCCUCUCUAUGGGCUGCAGACAGACACAUCCCAUCCCCUGAGAAACUCACAGCUGUCCCCAUUGGUGGAGGCAAUCAGCCGUCACAACAGUCACAGCCCAGAUCAAAGCCCUGUCCCCAAACCCCAGAGUCACUCCAGCACCUCCCCCGGAGGCUACCGCCCGCACAGCACGCCCAUGGCAGCCGCCCACCACAGCGGGGCCUCCACCAGCUCCCCUCCAGCCACCCAGCCCUCCAUCCUCCUACCUCACUUCGCCAGAGGCUCCCUGAUCGAGCUGAGUGGCGGGCGGCUGAAGCGGGUGGAAGAUCUGCAGACGGAGGACUUCCUAUUAUGUGCCGACACCAGCCCAGAGUUCCACCUGAGCUCCUGCACCAUCCUGCUCAUCUCUCCAUCCAAUGCCUCCGGCUUUUCUCACCUGCAGGUCCUGCUCACGGACUGCAACACUCAGGAGUUACUGAAAGUCUUAGUGGAAUACCCGUUCUUUGUCCGCGACCGAGGCUGGUCUUCGUGCUGCCCACAGAGAACUGCCCAGCUGUAUGGGCUCCGGUGCCGGCAGCUCAGCGUGGGAGACGUGUGCCUGGCACUCACGCCCGCACCGUCCGCCCUGCCCUCUGCCACCCUACCCCGCAACCACACCCGAGAGGGGGAGACAGGACGGUCACACAACAGAGCGGGGUAUGAGAGCAGUACGCAGAGGGCACAGAAGACGGCACCCCUCGCCCCUGCUCCACUUCCACCUCCACCUCCGGCACAUGCACCUCCCCCGGGGGAGCUCACACAGAGGCGCAAGAGGCGCUGGUCGGCACCCGAGCUUCUAGGGGCCGACAGGACCCCCCCAGAUUUACCUCAAAGCUCCAAGCACGGGAAGCAACAGUAGCCCUCCCCCCAUCAGCUCCUCAUGGGUAGAGGUUUAGGCCAUGCACUUUCUCCUUCACACCCGCACAGCGCCGAGGGGAGAGGAGGAUGGAGCUCAGGGUCAGCAGUACCUCGGCCUGUCAGCUUUCAAGCGGAAGACUAUCAGAGACAUGCUCAGCAUCACCUAUGCUGUUCGGAAAUGCCAGGGAAUAAAAAAAACGGAUGCUUUCUCUCUCUGUGCACGCAUGUGUCUGGUUGUGUUAGUGUUAAGAGAGGAUGAUGUUUUUAAAAAAUAAUACAAUGUCUAAUGCACAAAGACAAUAUGACUUUAAUGGAGACAAUCAAAAGCGCAUUCUCAAUGUGUUUACGUUCUGUUUUUGUAAUCGUUGUCUCACGCCUAUUGAAAGUGUUUACUGCAGGAUUUAAAUUUUUUAUCUGUAUCAUGAAAGUCAAUUCUGUGGAAAAGAAAAUAUAAAUAUAUAUAAAUAUAUAUUACAGAUGUUACAUAAAUAUGCUAAAGCGAUACGUCAAUUUAAUGCAACUUCUUUGAUUGUCACUUUUGUAAUUCGUUUUUCGCUUCUGAGCCCAAGUCGCAGGUUGAUGGUCUUUGGCAGGCAGAGUGAAUGACUGCAUUCCUUUUGCCUUCUUUGAGAGGGGGAGUCACUUCAUGUGCUCACUGACUAAGCGUUAUUCUCCAGUUUGUUUUUACUUUCUUUUUCUUGGAAAGGAAAAAAAAAACACUAAUGAAGUUUGCAAAACGGGCGAUCCAAACCCACACGUAAGUCUUAGUGGCACACAGUAGAUGGUCAUUCCUGGCCCAGCCUCCGGCAUACAUUGGUGUUUAAAACGGCAUGUGCAAAGUGAGAGUCAUGGUGCUAAUAACAUGUUGGAACACAUUGCUUUGUGAUUACUGACCCCUCUAUGCUUUAUUUGUAUUCUGUUGUAUGUUCGAGUGCAGGGAAAGAAGAGUAUUUUGAAUUCAGAUACGGGUAUCUCUUAUUGAUCACUUUCUCCACUUAGCUCUUUUUCAUUUUGACUGAGAACAUAAUUUUGUUGUAAGUUCUUCUUUGUAAAUGUUAUAGCUAUAAAACUGUAUAUUUUUAAAAUUGUGAAUCUGUAUUAUGAUGUUCGCUAGAAAUAAAAAAGAGCUUUAUAGAUUUAUAA